Messenger RNA from Arthroderma uncinatum, 396 nucleotides. RefSeq names its product F-box domain-containing protein. The record is from RefSeq and is a predicted model, not a curated record. The coding region runs from base 1 to 396 and encodes 131 amino acids. NCBI's taxonomy places the organism in Eukaryota, Fungi, Ascomycota, Eurotiomycetes, Onygenales, Arthrodermataceae. Gene Ontology annotation, molecular function: protein binding. The transcript has a single exon.
AUGGUGGCCCAGGAUCUCCGGGCCAGAGGGGCGUUUCUCCCUACAGAACUCGUCGUCACCAUCCUUUCUUACGCAACUGACGAGGAUACGGUGAACGAAAACUGGCAAUCUACGCUCUUUUCCUGCUGCUUGGUCUGCCAGCAAUGGUAUGCCGCCGCCAUUCCGUUCCUCUACUCAAAGCCAGUCAUCUCUGCGAGAAACUACGACUCCUUUGCUGGAACAUUAGAUGUCCGUGGCAAAGCCAGACAUAUACAGGAGCCUCUGGGGAACUUUGUCAAACAUCUCGAUCUAGGGGCCCUUGCACAUAGUGGCAGCAAGAGUGUCACCGCAAGGCUAUUGCGAGCAUGUAAGGAGGAGCUUGAGGUCUUCGUUGCACCCGCGUCUACAUUUUCGUGA